Messenger RNA from Diplodia corticola, 1890 nucleotides. RefSeq names its product actin cortical patch. Gene Ontology annotation, molecular function: actin filament binding. Bases 1 to 1890 code for a protein of 629 amino acids. The record is from RefSeq and is a predicted model, not a curated record. Gene Ontology annotation, cellular component: cortical actin cytoskeleton. Gene Ontology annotation, biological process: positive regulation of actin filament depolymerization; actin filament depolymerization. NCBI's taxonomy places the organism in Eukaryota, Fungi, Ascomycota, Dothideomycetes, Botryosphaeriales, Botryosphaeriaceae. The transcript has 3 exons.
AUGUCGAUCUCUUCCGGUAGGCCCUCUCUCCCGACCGUGUUCCGCCGUCUGCUAACCGCACUGCCGCCAGCCGCCAUCUGGGCCGCCGCACCCACCACGACUCGCGGCCAGCCGACCCAGCUGUCCUCCGACUCCAAGGGCGAACGCCUUGCCUACGCGUCGGGCAAAUCCAUCUUCGUGCGCUCCAUCGACGACCCCGCCGUCAGCCGCCAGUACACCGAGCACACGGCCCCGACCACCGUCGCCCGUUUCGCUCCCACGGGCUUCUAUGUCGCCAGCGGAGAUGCGUCUGGUGCAGUCAAGGUUUGGGACUGCGUAGGCGAGGGUGCAACAAAGGGCGACUACCACAUCAUUGCCGGCCGCAUCAACGACCUCGCCUGGGACGGCGACUCGCAGCGCAUCAUCGCCGUCGGCGAGGGCAAGGAGCGCUUCGGCCACUGCAUCACCUGGGACAGCGGCAACAGCGUCGGCGAGAUCUCCGGCCACUCGUCCCAGAUCAACUCCGUCUCCAUCAGGCAGCAGCGCCCGCUCCGCGCCGCUACCGGUAGCGAUGACACCAGCAUGGUCUUCUACCACGGCGCUCCCUUCAAGUUCAACACCAGCCAGCGCGGCCAGCACAACCGGUUCGUCUUCGGUACCGCCUUCAGCCCCGACGGCACCCACCUGGCAACCGUGGGCGCCGACAAGCGCAUUUGGCUGUACGACGGCAAGACGGGUGAGGCCAAGACACAGAUUGGCGACGGCGUGCACACUGGGAGCAUCUUCGGCGUGUCCUGGGACAAGGACUCGAAGCGCUUCGUGACGGCCAGCGCCGACCAGACGGUCAGGAUAUGGGAUGCCGAGACCGGAUCAGCCGUGCAGACGUGGCGCAUGGGAGAGGAGGGUGUCGUCAGCAUUGGCGACCAGCAGGUCGGCGUCACCUGGCCCGCCGGCCGCAGCGACGGCACCAUCAUCUCGGUUGACCUGGACGGCAACCUGAACUACCUCGCCGAGGGCAGCGACAAGCCCACGCGCGUCGUCAACGGCCACGCCAAGAACAUCACCUCGGCGACCAUUCAGGACUCGACCUUCUACACCGGCAGCUACGACGGCCGCGUGCGCGCGUGGGACGUCGACACCGGCCUCGCCGAGAACGUCGACGGCGAAAGCCACAGCAACUUCGUCGCCGGCUUCUCGCCGUCGUCCGAGGCAGGCGAGCCGCGCGUGUACAGCGUCGGGUGGGACGACACGCUCCGCACCAUCUCAUCCAACAGCAAGACGUUCGCGGGCUCCAAGACGGAGCUGCACUACCAGCCCAAGGGCGUGGCGACGAGCGGCGACGUCGUGCUCGUGGCCUCGCCGUACUCGGUGUCCAUCUUCAAGGACGGCAAGGAGGCCAGCUCGCGCCCGAUGCCGUACCCGCCGACGUCCAUCGCCGCGUCGGGCAAGCUCGUGGCCGUCGGCGGCGAGGACAACGUCGUGCGCGUGUACGAGCUCGACGGCACGUCGCUGCGCGACAUUGGCGUCGAGCUGAAGAACUCGACGUCGGUCAUCUCCACCCUCGCCUUCUCCCCCAGGGGCUCCUACCUCGCCGUCGGCAACACGGGCGGCAAGAUCCAGGUGUACGACGCCAAGAACGAGUGGGCGCUCGUGACGGACCGCUGGUCGGCCCACACGGCCCGCAUCACGGCCGUCGCGUGGAACGACAGCGAGGAGUACGCGGCGAGCGGGAGCUUGGACACGAACGUGUUUGUCUGGAGUCUGGCGAAUCCGGGGAAGAGGGUAAAGCAUCUCAAUGCGCACAAGGAGGGGGUUAAUGGCGUGGCGUGGGUGGGGGCCGGCGCGGAGAAGGUGCUAAGCACGGGUGGGGAUGCGACGGUCAAGGUGUGGAAGGUUGAGGGGUUGGUCUAA